Molecule: messenger RNA, 585 nt
Organism: Arachis duranensis
Lineage: Eukaryota; Viridiplantae; Streptophyta; Magnoliopsida; Fabales; Fabaceae
Exons: 1
Coding region: 1-585 (194 amino acids)
Molecular function (GO): zinc ion binding; nucleic acid binding
Source: RefSeq, a predicted model, not a curated record
AUGGAACUUAUGCAGCUGAAGCAGGGUUCCUUGUUUGUGGCAGACUAUAUUAGCCGAUUAGAGGCACUCUGUAGGUUCUCUAGGGUGUGUCAGGGUGCCCCAAAGACCUACGAGGGCUGGAAGUGCAUAAAGUAUCAAAGGGGCUUGAAGGAUAGCAUCACGACUGUCGUGGCUCUUUUAAAGAUUCAGAUUUUCUCUGACCUGGUAAUCAAGGCGAGAGUUGUUGAGGAAUAUGCAAAGACAGUAGCCUCGUCAAGGGACAUUCUUGGAGGAAACACUAGUAUGGAAAGUGACGAUCACCUUGGACCAAGGGGACAAAAUUUUAAGAAAGAUGGACAUACUCCUCAGUAUCUGCAAGGCCAAGGGAACUUCAGAAGGGACAACAAAGUCCAGUUUCACCAUAUGAAAGGGAGUCGCCUGUGUUAUGCUUGUGGACUACCUGGGCACCUAGCCAAGAACUGCCAUCGUAAAGGAAACCAGAACAUGGGUCAGAAUCAACAACCAGGCCGUGUGUUCACCAAGGAUGCAAAGGAGGUGACAAAGUUGGGUUUGCUAAUGCGAGGUAAGCGCAUAAAGUUGUUGUGA